UAUUGCGUUACUUGUUGUAUAAAGUCUGCUGUAGAGAAACAAUGUCCAUGUGCAGUGUCAAUAAAGUAAAGUAGUAGUAUCUUUCUAUUGCUGUCAGAGGCCACACUUACUCAGAGCGAACCGGAAACGUGGAUUGACCUUCAAAAUAAAAGCUAUCCACUUACACAGAAAAAUAAACAUAUGUGCGGACCAAAAGAAACACUCCAAAUAGUUAAUGUGAUGCAUUUUUUAUUUCUGAAAACGAUUUUGAUAAACCGCAUGGCGCACAUUUGGUGUAUUUUAUUCUGAAAAAUGCGUAACUUGGCUGCAUGGUCGACCGGAUGCUGCGACGACCCGUGUCGCUGCAGUGUUGCGCUUUCCUGUUUACGGGCGGGAAGAGCGAACAUAGCCGACUGGAAGCGGCUGCGUUUAAAACCGACUGCACAUUUGUUUUAAUUUUUCCUCACAGCUCGCGGUUUGCGGGUUUUUUAAUGCUACACGGGGCGUCGCGAGAUCUACCGGAUACGUUUGAAGUGUGUUGAUAAAACACCCGGGGUACUUGGAGCGUGCAGAACAGAUGGAGGAUCCUCCUGCAGGUGGUGGCGGUGGCGGUGGUAGCGGUGGCGGCGUAGCAGCUGCGGAGGGCCCCGCGGUGCAGGUGGCAGAUAUCCGCUGGCCGAAGGGGGCUCUCCCUCUCCGGCUCCUCGAGUGGAAAGUCAAACCCGGUUCUCACGUGAACCUGGACUCGGUGCUCGCGCUAUGCGUCCCGAUACCCCAGGAGAAGGGGGCAGAGGCAGCCACCAGGCUGCCGGAGAGGAAGGUGAAAUCGGACCGCGCUGGAGUCGUCAAGGAGCUGUGCUGUCAACUUGGGCAGGUCAUACCUCCCGGAGGGGUCAUCGUCCGAAUAGAAGAAUGCAGCCAUCCAAUAGUAAUGAAGGGUUUAUGUGCAGAAUGUGGCCAGGACCUGACUCAGCUGCAAGACAAGAAUGGGAACCAGCAAACUCCCAUCUCCACAGCAACCGUUUCCAUGGUGCACAGUGUCCCUGAGCUGAUGGUCAGCUCGGAGCAAGCGGAGCAGCUGGGCAGAGAAGACCAGCAGCGGCUGCACCGGAACAAGAAGCUGGUCCUCAUGGUGGACCUGGACCAGACGCUGAUCCACACCACGGAGCAGCACUGCCAGCGUAUGUCCAACAAGGGUAUCUUCCACUUCCAGCUGGGGCGAGGCGAGCCGAUGCUGCACACGCGGCUGCGGCCGCACUGCAAGGCGUUCCUGGAGAAGAUCGCCAAGCUCUUCGAGUUGCACGUCUUCACGUUCGGGAGCCGCCUCUACGCCCACACCAUCGCAGGUUUUCUGGAUCCUGAAAAGAAGCUCUUCUCUCAUCGGAUCCUUUCCCGAGACGAAUGCAUCGACCCGUUCUCCAAGACGGGGAAUCUGAGGAACCUCUUCCCGUGCGGCGAAGCCAUGGUCUCCAUCAUCGACGACCGGGAGGACGUGUGGAAGUUCGCCCCGAACCUCAUCACGGUGAAGAAGUACAUCUACUUCCAGGGAAUCGGGGACAUCAACGCCCCCCCCGGGUCACGGGAAGCUCAGAUGGCCAAGAAAGCAGGAGGUCCGUCGAGUCGACCGGCGGACGGCCCGGAACCGUCCGGGACGUCGAACGCCGACGAGCCGAACAACGGCCCCAAGAAGAGGGCGAAAGACCUCGGCCUUUCCGGAAAGGAAGAGUCCGCGACGUCGACGUCUACCCGGGGAGCGCCGGCCGACGAACGGACACACCCCUCGGGGGUCGUGGAGGAUGAGUCGGGACGCGGUAAAGGGGCGGAGACUGCGGCGGAGACUGCGGCGGAGACUGCGGCGGAGACUGCGGCGGAGACUGCGAUGGAGACUGUGGCGGACACUGCGACGGAGACUGCGACGGAGACUGCGGCGGAGACUGCGACGGAGACUGCGACGGAGACCGUGGCGGAGACUGUGGCGGAGACCGCGGCGGUGGCGUCGGGGGAAACUCGGGUGGGCGACGGACCGAACGCAAAGGAAGACGAUAGCAACAGGACACUGGUGGCACGAAAGGCGCCGGACAGCGCCGACAAUAACUUGGAGUUUGAUCUCUCCAGCGACAGUGACAAUGACUCCAUGAAAGAGACAGCUCCCGCGCCGGAGAGCGACGGCGAAGCCAAGUCGGCGACGGAAUCCGCACGGGAAGGAGCCGCGUCGGGCGACGGGGACGGGAAAGGAGAAACCGUCUCCGACGCGGCAGAGCCGUCGGGCGUUCUGCCCCCGGACCCCGAGCUGGAUAACGGCCGCUCGGACCGGAGGGAGCCGGAAACCGAGUCGCAGAACAGCGAACAAUCUGGCGUCACCAUGGGAGAGGAGCUGCUGGACCAAAGCAUGGAAGAAGAGGAGGAGGGGGAGGAGGACGAGGACGACGAAGCGGACGUCGACCAGGACGACCACCUGAUCUACCUGGAGGAAGUGCUGGAGAGGAUCCACGCCGAAUACUACGCGCGGUACGAGACCUACCUGAAGAAGGAGGCGCCCGAAACGCCGGACAUCCGCAAGAUCGCCCCCGAGCUGAAGGGCAAGACGCUGGCGGGCACGACGGUCGUGUUUAGCGGCCUGUACCCCACCAACUACCCCAUGGAGAAGACCCGCGAGUACUACCACGCCAAGGCCCUGGGGGCCAAGAUCGGCAAGACUCUGGUUUUCAACGCCGAAGACGCCUGUCGGACGACGCAUCUCAUCGCAGCGAGAGCCGGCACCGAGAAGGUCCGCCAGGCGCAAGGCUGCAAGCACCUCCACGUCGUCAACCCCGACUGGCUGUGGAGCUGCCUGGAGCGCUGGGAGAGGGUGGAGGAGCAGCUGUACCCGCUGAAGGAGGACUGCUCCAAGAUGCCACAGAGCAACAGUCCAACGGCGUUCCCCGACCUCCACGGCUCGCUGCAGACGCACGUCUUCCAGCCGGCGCCCGUCCAGCACAGGCCGCUUCCCCAAGCGCCCGAGGUCCGAACCUACGACCCCGUCACUGGGAAGCUGAACCGCAGGGGGCCCCAGGCGCCGCGGCCGCCGUCCUACCUCCAGGGAGCGGGGUCCGGAGAGCAGUCCUGUCUCAGUGGACCUUCAAAGUACCAGCAGGACGACGAGCAGCCCGGACCGUCUCGACCGACGCGACAGCAGAGCAUGUCGGAGACGAUGCCGCUGUACACGCUGUGCAAGGAGGAUCUGGAGAGCAUGGACAAAGAGGUGGACGACAUGUUGGACGAGGAGAGCGAGAACGAAGGUGAGGGCCGAGCGAACGAGAAGCGUGGUAAUGGAGCUGGACAGAUAGAAGAAGAAGAAGAAGAAGAAGAAGCAUCAUCAUCAUCAGCACCAGGAGGAGAGCUCGGCCCUCAGGCGGUGACCGCGGAGGAGACGAUCCAGACGGCGUCCGGUGAGGCCGGCGUGAAAAGGGGCCACAAGCGUAAGCACGAUGAAGCCAGGGAGGAAGAGGACGACAACAAGGAGGAAGAAGAGGAGGAGGCGAGGGAGGUAUCCGCCGACGAGUCGUCCAAGGACUCCAACGAGGAAGGCGGAGGAAGCAGCUCGGAGGCGGACGAGAUGGCCGCGGCCCUCGACCUGGAGCUCAAUGACUUUAUGUGACGUGGGAAAUGAAGAGACUCCGAACAUCGGCUCCAAGACGAGGUAUCGGGGGGGGAAUCCUAUUUUUCUGCUUCUGGAAUCGGCGCGAGAGCCGAGAGAACGAUGAAUGUCCUGUACAGAGAUGAUGGUGUUGCUGUGUAAAUAAAGGCGUAGUUUUUUUUUCUUUUUCUUCUUGUAGCGUUGAUGAUGUAAUGGCCUUUUUUUCGGCGUUAAACAUUUUUGAUGUUUUACAUUUUAUUGUAAGAUAAACAGCAGGAGGCGUAACAUUU
Molecule: messenger RNA, 3885 nt
Organism: Pseudoliparis swirei
Lineage: Eukaryota; Metazoa; Chordata; Actinopteri; Perciformes; Liparidae
Gene: ctdp1
Product: CTD (carboxy-terminal domain, RNA polymerase II, polypeptide A) phosphatase, subunit 1
Exons: 13
Coding region: 557-3616 (1019 amino acids)
Cellular component (GO): nucleus
Molecular function (GO): RNA polymerase II CTD heptapeptide repeat phosphatase activity
Source: RefSeq, a predicted model, not a curated record